AUGGCGAAGGUGGUUUACGAGCCUAGGAACAUACUCGUGACAGGCGGAGCUGGCUUCAUUGCAAGCCACGUAGCAGAGCACUUGUUCUUUACCUAUCCAAAGUACAAGAUUGUCAUCUUGGACCGGUUGGACUAUUGCUCGAACACCAAGAACUUCGAGUCCAUGCAGGGCAAGCCCAACUUCAAGUUCGUGAAAGGAGACAUCAAGAGCCCGGACUUGCUCCAUUACAUCAUCCAGCAAGAGGACAUCGACACAGUGAUGCACUUCGCGGCACAGACGCAUGUGGACCUCUCCUUUGGCAACUCUGUGACCUUCACGGAUGACAAUGUCCUGGGCACUCACAGAAUUUUGGAGGUGCUGAAGGAGAUGAAGCAUCAGGUAAAGCGGUACAUCCAUGUUAGCACUGAUGAGGUGUACGGCGAGAACGCUAGUUACCACGAUGAAGGGGACAUGAAGGUUGAGGCUACCUCUCCAUUGGAUCCUACGAACCCUUACGCAGCCUCGAAAGCGGCUGCAGAGAUGAUGGUGAAAAGCUACCACCGGUCCUACGGACUGCCCGUCCUUGUCACCCGUGGCAACAACGUCUACGGCCCACGCCAAUACCCGGAGAAGCUGAUUCCCAAAAUGAUCAUGAUGUUGAAAAGGAACAAGAAGCUCACGGUGCAUGGAGAUGGUCUGAGCAAGCGCUCGUACCUGCACGUUAAGGACGUGGCAGCCGCUUUUGACAUCAUCUUGCACAAGGGGGUCACCGGGAGCACCUACAACAUUGGGACCUCCGAGGAGCACUCGGUCAUCGACAUCGUGAAACAGAUUGUCACCAUGAUGAAGCCGGAUAUUGAGCCGGAGAAGAUGAUCGAACAUGUGCGCAACAGACCUUUCAACGACAUGCGCUACUUCCUUGAUCUGAAGCAGUUGGAGCUGCUGGGAUGGAAGGAAACCAUCAAAUUCGAUGAAGGCUUGAAACAGACAGUAGAUUGGUUCACUGUCCAUGGCCAAUCUUUCUGGGCCGACUGUGAUAUGGACUCUGUCUUGGUUGCACACCCUGUUCCCAUUCCAAGGCUGGAGACCCCAGGCAUUUCUGAUCAGCAAGGCUCCAGUCAUGCUGAGCCCCCCGCAAAAAAGGCCAAGAAGGUCAAAUUCCUGGUUUUCGGAAGGACCGGCUGGAUUGGUGGCAUGAUUGGCGAUCUGCUAACUCAGAAGGGCUUCGCCUGGGAGUGGGCUUCUUCCCGCUUGCAGGACCGGGAGAGUGUGGAGCGUGAGCUGCUCCACAGUGGCUGCACUCAUGUGAUGAACGCAGCUGGCUUGACGGGCCGUCCAAAUGUCGACUGGUGUGAGACACAUCGUCAGGAGACCAUUCGGGUGAAUGUGAUUGGAACCCUGACGCUUGCCGACCUUUGCGCAGUCCACGGUAUUCACAUGACCAACUUCGCUACAGGAUGCAUCUUCCACUACGACGAGAAGAAGCCCGAAAAGAUCGAGCGUGGUGACUCUUUGGUCGCAAAGGACCCGUCACUUACCUUCAGUGAGGAAGACCGCCCCAAUUUCACCGGUUCCUUCUACUCCGAAACGAAAGGCUACGUGGAGAAUAUGCUGCGCGAGUUCGAUCAUGUUCUGACACUGCGUGUUCGCAUGCCCAUCGAUGGCGACAUCCUGACAAACAAGCGCAAUUUCAUCUACAAGAUUGCCCACUACAACAAAGUGGUCAACAUCCCUAACAGCAUGACAGUCCUUCCGGAGCUCCUUCCCUAUGCAGUGGAGAUGGCCCUGAGACGGCUGGUGGGUGUCUACAACUUCUGCAACCCUGGGGCGAUCAGCCACAAUCAGGUUCUAGAGCUGUACAGGGACUACAUCGAUCCGGACUUCAAGUGGGGCAACUUUACAGUUGAGGAGCAGGCGAAGGUCAUCACAGCGGCGCGCUCGAACAAUGAGCUAAGCCCCCACAAGAUGUGGAAGGAGUUUCCGGGCAUGCUGCCCAUUAGAGAUUCCCUCAUCCAGUAUGUCUUCAAGCCUGCGCAGACCGACAAGUCGAAGGCAAGGGCCACCGUCAAGUGA
Symbiodinium sp. CCMP2456 is the source of this 2052-nucleotide messenger RNA. The record is from the annotation of a GenBank genome assembly. Lineage: Eukaryota; Dinophyceae; Suessiales; Symbiodiniaceae.